Xenopus tropicalis (tropical clawed frog) is the source of this 762-nucleotide messenger RNA. Its product is annotated as sprT-like domain-containing protein Spartan. Bases 20 to 733 code for a protein of 237 amino acids. The record is from RefSeq and is a predicted model, not a curated record. Gene Ontology annotation, molecular function: metalloendopeptidase activity; single-stranded DNA binding. The transcript is spliced from 4 exons. Gene Ontology annotation, biological process: DNA damage response. Lineage: Eukaryota; Metazoa; Chordata; Amphibia; Anura; Pipidae.
AGGAGGUUAGAGAAGGAGGAUGGGCUUAUUUUUAUCAACAUCGGAUAGCUCCUCGGAGUACUAUACCGCACCAAAUUCUCCUGAUCUUUCUUUCAAUAAUCAAUCUAAUGAAAAUUUCACUUCUUGGGCUCAUGAAAAACAUUCUGUGGCCUGUCAGACUGAUCUGUCUUUUCAGACUGAUCUGUCGGUUGUGGAUCCAUAUUGGGAGGUGCUGGACCCCAAACCCGAUAUCCACGUCCUAUUUGAAGAGUUUAAUGCGAAAUUCUUUGGUGGACAGUUGCCGCCAAUAGAACUUAAAUGGAGUAACAGGUUAUGCAUCGAUACGGGCGUUUUCAUACAUGAUGAUAAAACUGGAAUAUGCAAAAUUCACCUGAACAAACCUCUCCUUGAUUUACGGGCAAGGAAAGAUACAGUGCAAACGCUCCUGCAUGAAAUGAUCCACUACUACCAGCGACUCAGAGGAACGCAUGACCUUGAGCAUGGCGCAACCUUUCAGUAUCACAUGAAGCGAAUCAAUAGAGAAAGUGGCGCAAAUAUUACAAUCUAUCACGAUUUCAUUCAAGAAUACGAGUCACUGAAGCGCCACUGGUGGAAAUGCAAUGGCCCCUGUCAACAAGUCGUGAAGCGGCUUAUGAACAGGACUCCGGGCACCAAGGCGCACAAGCGCAAAUGCGGAGGAGACUUUAUAAAGAUCCAGGAACCAGAGAACAAGAGAAUGAGAACUGACCCAUAGAAUCACUUAAUUAAAGACAUCCUGUCAGU